Oncorhynchus kisutch (coho salmon) is the source of this 1347-nucleotide messenger RNA. Its product is annotated as condensin-2 complex subunit H2-like. NCBI's taxonomy places the organism in Eukaryota, Metazoa, Chordata, Actinopteri, Salmoniformes, Salmonidae. The record is from RefSeq and is a predicted model, not a curated record. The transcript is spliced from 7 exons. Bases 445 to 969 code for a protein of 174 amino acids.
UGGACGCGCGGAUUUUUUGAAAGGGCUCCAAAGUUUAUCAACACAUAUUACAUGUUUUUAAAUUUGGGACACCUUUUUCGUUUGUGAAUCAACGCCUACAGUGAUUGAAAGAUAAACGAGCAGUGACAUCUGGAGAGGAUGGCACGGAUGACGUCUCAUCCCACAAUGCUAAUGAUGAUGACGGCGGGUUUGACUCCUUAGACCAGGAUACAACAGAUGUCUCACUGCAGUCAGAGGUGAAGAAUGAGGCCAACACAAAUGUGGACGUGGCCCCUCUUCCCCCAGAGUCUCUGAUUCCUCCUGAGGCGUUUGAGAAACAGAAGCUGCUUCUCAUUAGAUGGGUUCCAAGUCCACGGCCUAAACCGCCCUCAACAUGAUGAACCUUUCUGUAGAAUAACUAUGAAACAUUAUAAGCCUUGCCAUAUGUAGCAGCCUUACUUUUUGAUGGAACACAUUACUUCAGAGGGCUGUCGUAUCAAUGUUUGUUUGUGUAUUUUCCCUGUUUGUAUGUGCUGCAGUCUGAAAGGAGAGGUGCUGGGCAGCUGUAAGGACUUCAGGAUGAACACGUUCUCUCCGGACACCCUGGGUAUCAUCCGCCUCUUCCUGGCCUCCUCUCAGUCCCACUUCCUCAGGGACGCCCUGUCUGACGCACCCCUGGUCCCCGUCACCCUGUUCGGGCACCAAGCAGGGGAUGCCAUGUCGGACGUUGCCAGGGACGAUGGUGCUGAUGCUGGUGCGGAGAACCUCCUGACCCUGGAGGACAACGGGAUGGAGAUGGACCAGGGACAUGAGGAACAUAUUGACAGACACCAGGCCCCCAGUGAAGGGAGGCUGUUGAGGGAGAGGGGAGCAGUCCAGCAGCUCUCUGAGGGGCAGAAGAAACAGAGGAAGGAGGAGAGGGCCCAGACGGUACGGUUACCCGUCACAACCACAGACACGGGGGAUAAACCCCCAUACAUUUCGAGAUAAAAAAUAACCAUUCUAGUGCACACGUAGUUUUUUGUUGUUGUCUUUGUGAUGCGAGGAUUGUUGUGAUGCAGGCAAACAUGUGAAGGUUACAUGACCUUUAUGAUAGUCGGCGAGGACAAGCCUCUGAAAACAGGUGAGGAAACAUUUUCCUAUCGAUGAGAUGCUGUCCAACUGACUCUUACUCACUGAGAGGAUGUCAGUGUAUUUUCUAUGAGGGGUCCUGUCUAUGUUAAAUGUGUGUUCUUUCACCAUAGGAAGAUGUUAUAAGGUUCCUCCGGGUUUGGAUGAUUCUGGGAAGCGGAAAAGGAAAGGCCUCUCUGCUCUGCAAGACUUCUGGACCUGGUACACUGGCACCUAUGACCCCCGUGAACCCAGGCU